CUGCUGGACUGCAGCAGCGCUGCCCCGUCACUCAUCCCUGGCGAGUCCGCGCAAUCUGGAUUGGCUCUUUUGCGCUGCUCUGAACAUUUUGUGGCGGCUUCAAGUUGGUCCUGUUGACAAUCUCUGAGCGAAGUGCAACCUGCCACAUUCAUCGCUUCCAUGCAGAUCUUCAUGCAGCUCGUCUUGCGCACGGAGGGCGUCGUUGGCCAGACUUAGGGGUAAGGACGGAUCGGCAUUUGCUCGAUGGCGGACGGGGCGACCAUGAGGGCAGCCUGCGGGCACGCUCUUCCUCACCACGCGCCUCUUGGUCAGCGGCAGGGAUCCAGGCAGGAAGCAUCCGUUUCUUCUAGGCUUGUGAAUGUGGGCCCAGGACGAGUCCACAGGCAUGCUUCAAAUGCACGCGCCGGCCCACAGAUCUUGCCUCGGAUACGACAAAAUUGUCUUGCUUCUGCACCGGUUGGUUGUAGAAAGAAAAGCUUAGAGCAUGCAGUUCACGGGAGGCAUCGGCUAGAGGGAUCGGUAUCGAGGUUGAGCGGAGGGUCUGACUUGAAGUCAGAAUCGACGAUGCACAGAAGAGGGAAAGGGACGAUUGUUGCCGCAGGACCGCCGACUGAGGAGGUUGUCACGGAUACGAAGAUGCUGACAAAGGCUGACCUUGUUGAGUACAUGAAGAAAGGAUGCAAACCGAAGGAGAAUUGGCGCAUAGGGACUGAACACGAAAAGUUUGGGUUCAAGUUUGAGGACAAGCGGCGGCUAAACUACGAGGAGAUCCAUCAGCUGCUUGAGGCGCUGGCUGACCGGUUUGGAUGGGAGCGGGUGUUUGAGAACAACAAGUUGAUUGCACUUAAGCAGAGCGGCCAAAGCAUCACGCUAGAGCCAGGGGGUCAGUUUGAGCUGAGCGGGGCCCCCUUGAGCACUCUGCACCAGACAUGUGGAGAGGUCAACAGCCACCUGUAUCAAGUGAAGACAGUCUGUGAGGAGAUGGGUGCCGGCUUUCUGGGGCUCGGUUUCGACCCCAAGUGGAGCAUCGAGGACAUUCCGAUCAUGCCAAAGGGCCGCUACAAGCUGAUGAAGGAAUACAUGCCGCGCGUGGGGUCUCACGGGCGCGACAUGAUGUUCCGCACAUGCACCGUGCAAGUCAACCUGGACUUUGACACCGAGCGCGACAUGAUCAACAAGAUGCGGGUCGGGCUGGCUUUGCAACCGAUCGCGACGGCUCUGUUCGCCAACUCCCCAUUCACUGAGGGCAAGCCCAACGGCUACCUGAGCUUCCGAAGUCAAAUCUGGAAAGACGUGGAUCCCCACCGGACGGGCAUGCUGCCGUUUGUCUUUGACGAUGAUUUUGGGUUCGAAAAGUACGUAGACUACGCUCUAAAUGUGGCAAUGUACUUCGUGUACCGGAAGAAGGGGUACGUGGACGCUCUUGGGCUGGACUUCAAGGAUUUCAUGGCGGGCAAAUUGUCGGCCCUGCCCGGAGAGUAUCCGACAAUCAACGAUUGGGAAAACCACCUAACCACCAUCUUCCCCGAGGUGCGACUGAAACGGUACAUUGAAAUGCGGGGGGCGGAUAAUGGGUGUGUAGACCUGAUUCUGGGGCAGUCGGCCAUGUGGGUCGGGCUUUUGUACGACGAGGAGUCGCUACAAGGCUGCCUGGACCUGAUCUCCGACUGGACGACUGGCGAGAUGCAAAUGCUGCGCGACAAGGUCCCGGUCACCGGCCUGCGCACGCCCUUCCGCGACGGCAUGGUCCGCCACGUGGCACAGGAUGUUCUCAAGCUUGCGAGGGAGGGCCUGGAGCGACGCGGCUUCAACGAGGCUGAGUUCCUGAAGGGUCUGGAGGACAUCGCACGAAAAGGAGUGACGUCCGCUGAUGUCCUGCUUGACAAAUAUCACAACGAGUGGGACGAGGACGUAGACCGAGUCUACGACGAGUUUCUCUACUGAGGGCGCUGCCUGAGCAAAGGCACUCUUUCUGGCAGUACUUUGAACGGCGGGCAAUCCCUUGCAAUAUAAGCUGUAUCGUUUUAGUCUCAAGCACAGGCGAGUAUCUCGAUUCUUUGCUAGAUGCAGGAGGCUCCGCUUCUGCGUGAUCAUAUGCACAGCUCCGGUUCGGGUGUGAGUUACUUAUGUCCGGACUGUGCUCAAGUAGUGUUUGCUGAUCUGGUGCUCGCUUUUGCCGCUUGUACCUUAACGAGUCAGCCUAGGAAUGAGAUCGAAAGAUGCAUGGACGGUGCAGGUAAUUAAAUAGAACGAACACGCUCUCAGGAAUGUGCUCAUAUGCCCUCCUUUAUGAUGACGACGAAGCUUGCAAGCAGAUUGGACAACAAAAAGUUUGUCAAAACCACCCGUUCAGCCUCCCAGUUGGUUCGCUCU
Messenger RNA from Klebsormidium nitens, 2373 nucleotides. NCBI's taxonomy places the organism in Eukaryota, Viridiplantae, Streptophyta, Klebsormidiophyceae, Klebsormidiales, Klebsormidiaceae. The record is from the annotation of a GenBank genome assembly.